UGCCCUAACGCAUGGCUUGCUAUACGAACUUUGACUUGUCUACCUGUCAUUCAAACUUUUAUAAGAAGGUGUUCGACUCGGUUUGGUGGAGGACCGUGACUGUAUUUAAUUCCAGUCAUUAACCAAAGCUAUUAGAUAUACUACAUAAAAAUGGAGAUUGAAAUUGUUAAUGCAAAAACACUGAAGCCCUACGGAAAAAUGUCCGUUGCUGCGGAAACGGAUAUUUCAUACUUGAGGCAACUUAUUCACAAUAAAUUUAAGCAAACACCUUCGGCCGAUAGACAAUCGUUGCGUCUGGAACCAAAAGGCAAGGCAAUCAAAGAUACCGAGACUUUGCGAAACCUCAAAGUACAAGCCGGUGAUAAGGUGUACGUCAAGGAUUUGGGACCACAAAUUGGCUGGAAAACUGUGUUUUUGGCUGAAUACGCCGGCCCUUUGAUAGUGUAUUUACUUUUCUACACUCGCCCCGAAUUAGUUUAUGGCAAAAAUGCCACAGAACCCAUUUCCCUGACCACCCAUAUCGCUGCGAUAUGUUACACUGUCCAUUAUGUGAAGCGAUUAUUGGAAACCAUUUUUGUUCAUCGAUUCUCUCACUCCACUAUGCCCUUGCGUAAUCUCUUCAAAAAUUGCUCUUACUAUUGGGGAUUCACCGCUUACGUUUCGUAUCAUGUCAAUCAUCCAUUUUUCACAUCGCCCUGUAUGUUGCAAGUUUGGGCCGCUCUGGCUUUGUUUGCGUUCUGUGAAUUGGGCAAUUUCUCGGUGCACAUUGCUUUGCGUAACUUGAGACCACCUGGCACUAAGGUACGCAAAAUUCCCGUACCCGAUGGCAAUCCAUUGACAAACUUGUUCCACUUGGUCUCUUGCCCCAACUACACCUAUGAAAUCGGUGCUUGGAUAUCCUUCUCCAUUAUGACGUCUUGUUUGCCUGCCCUGCUGUUCGCCUUUGCUGGUGCUUUCCAAAUGACCGUUUGGGCUUUGGGCAAACACCGCAACUACAGAAAAGAGUUCAAAGAUUAUCCCAAACAAAGACGUGCAAUUUUCCCAUUCAUUUUGUAAGUUAGCUUUAGCGUCUUUCUUUUGAGAAAAAGAAAAAGAUGAGUAGCAUUUUGAUCUUUUGUCAUCAACAACUUAAACUGACACUUAUUCCAUAUAAGAUCUAGUUAUGUAGAACAAUUACUUCGUUUUUUUUACAAUUCCAAAAAGUAAAAUGGUGUAUUAAAUUCACAUAUUAUCAUCUGAAAAUGUUUAAAUUAUUUUCCAAACAUAAAUGGAUUAUAUUACAAAAUUCAUAUACAUUUGUAUGCAUUCAAACUGUCAUAUGCAAUCAAUGUCAUAUUUACAUCUUACGUAAUUGAACAAAUUAAAAUAAAGAAAAAAAAUGGUUAUGAGAAGAUAAAACUAAA
Musca domestica (house fly) is the source of this 1403-nucleotide messenger RNA. RefSeq names its product very-long-chain enoyl-CoA reductase (gene Sc2). The record is from RefSeq and is a predicted model, not a curated record. Gene Ontology annotation, molecular function: protein binding; oxidoreductase activity, acting on the CH-CH group of donors. The coding region runs from base 151 to 1056 and encodes 301 amino acids. Gene Ontology annotation, biological process: very long-chain fatty acid biosynthetic process. NCBI's taxonomy places the organism in Eukaryota, Metazoa, Arthropoda, Insecta, Diptera, Muscidae. The transcript has 5 exons.